Messenger RNA from Daphnia magna, 540 nucleotides. RefSeq names its product neuropeptide-like protein 31. Bases 49 to 423 code for a protein of 124 amino acids. The transcript has 3 exons. NCBI's taxonomy places the organism in Eukaryota, Metazoa, Arthropoda, Branchiopoda, Diplostraca, Daphniidae. The record is from RefSeq and is a predicted model, not a curated record.
GUUGUCGAGGUUUUCUUCUGCUCCGCCUCUCGCCAGGGAAUGGUAUAAAUGAUGGAACGCCCACCAACGUUCCUCACACCACAUCUGCAGUUCAAAGAAGACAACGUACCAGCGCAAUACACAUUGUUUCAAUUCAAGAGAAAAAUGGCAGCCAAUUUGAAAAUUCCAUUGCUUAUCGUAGCUUUGAUGUUCGUUGCUAUGGCCAUGGCGAAAAAAGUCAAAUUAUAUUAUGGCCAUGGUGGUUAUGGAGGAUAUGGCGGAUAUGGAGGAUAUGGAGAAUAUGGCGGAUAUGGCGGAUAUGGUGGAUAUGGCGGAUAUGGCGGAUAUAGUGGAUAUGAUGGAUAUGGACAUGGAUACAGCAACGGAUAUGUUCACGGAAACGGAGGAUACGGACACAGCUACUACGGCGGUCACGGCUACUGAACUGUCUACACUCAAAAGAUGUAACAUUUUGUUUUGACGAACGCGACAUUGACUUUAUUGUAAACCCAUUCAUGGAGCUCACAUAUUUUCACGAAUAAACACAAUAAAAAACAAAAA